Messenger RNA from Rotaria socialis, 963 nucleotides. The record is from the annotation of a GenBank genome assembly. Lineage: Eukaryota; Metazoa; Rotifera; Eurotatoria; Philodinida; Philodinidae.
AUGUUCGCUCGAAUCAUUCCAUCAUCUUCUAUUUCAACGAUUCGUCGAUCAAGUAAUUUUGUUCGAAUAUUUGAAGUUGGUCCUCGUGAUGGUUUGCAAAACGAAAAAGUUCAAGUACCGACGCCGAUCAAAGUUGAAUUUAUCAAUCGUUUAAGUCGAACCGGUCUGAAGCUUAUCGAAGUUACUAGUUUUGUUUCACCUAAAUGGGUACCACAAAUGGGUGAUCAUGUUGAAGUACUUGCUGCGAUUGAUCGAAUACCUGGUAUUCGCUAUUCAGCAUUGACACCAAAUGUGCAAGGCAUAAAUAAAGUUCUUUCGUUGGGAAACAAAGGUGCUGAUGAAAUAGCAAUUUUCUCGGCUGCAUCGGAAUCAUUCUCAAAGAAAAAUAUCAACUGUUCAAUUGAAACAUCUUUACAACGCUUCAAUGAAGUUACACAGAUUGCAAAUCAGAAAAAUCUACCUGUUCGUGGAUAUGUAUCUUGUGUAGUUGGCUGUCCGUAUGAAGGCAAAAUUAAGCCAUCACAAGUCAUACCGGUUGUACAGAAAUUACUUGAUAUGGGAUGUUAUGAAAUCUCUUUGGGCGAUACGAUUGGUGUUGGUACACCGAAAUCUAUUAAAGAAUUGCUUCAAGCAAUACAGUCAAGUGGCAUUUCAGCCAGUAAAUUAGCUAUUCAUUGUCAUGAUACAUAUGGACAAGCUAUUGCUAAUAUAGCUCAAGCAUUGGAUAUGGGUAUACGUUGUGUAGACUCAAGUGUAGCAGGUCUUGGUGGUUGUCCGUAUGCUAAAGGUGCAUCAGGGAACGUAGCAACAGAAGAUGUUCUAUAUCUGUUAGAAGGACUUGGAUAUGAAACAGGUGUCGAUCUUAAUCGAUUGAUUGAUGCCGGUCAAUUCAUCAUGAAUAUAUUAAAGCGCGAGAAUAUGUCGAAAGUUACACGUGCUAUUUUGUCUAAAAGGCAAAAUUGA